GGCCCUGGGUGCAGGUUUGGACCAGGUGCUGUGCCAGCCAGAGCCAGGAGCUCCUGGAGCUCAACAGCCCUUUUUGCAAUAGCCACCACAUGGUAAUGAUGCUGUUGGGUGCUGGGGCUUGGGCUGGGGACCAGGGCAGCUCCCCAGCCUGUCUGGGACAGGGCUUGGUGUACUGUUAUGCUGAAGGGAAACUACUUUUCAACUCCUAUUCUUUUCUCUUAAUCUGGGUAAUCCGUAACCAAAAUAAACGUACUGAGGACAAACCAAACCAACCUCAAGGGCUGUUUUUGUCAUGGUGUGUGCAGCUCACCUGUGGUGGGGGUUGGGGCCUCCUCCCCAUCUGCAGCCCUGCAUUGGGUCAGGAUGCCUCUGGGAAGAGUGGUUAGAACUGGAGGACCCAGUCCUGCACAGCCAAGUGGAAUGGGAAGGCUGGAGGUUGUGGGGCUGUGGCUGGUGCUAGCGCUGGUCUCUGGUUCGGGGCUCCCCUCUUGUCCAUGCUGGAACCCCCACGCUCUGCCCUGCUCAGGCGCCCAUGCUGCCCCAUCUGAGGUGUUGAGCAAUGUCUGGGCUUUGCUCUCCUCUUCCCGGCAGUGGUUUCCUGCACUCUGGCAUGAGCUGGGGGAAUUAGCAUGUACUGCUGCUCUCCCUGAGCGGCAGGGAGGGCGGAAUGGGUCAGAGACAGGGCUGGGAGCCUGCUGCUGCCGGGUGAGACCAUUUGGGCAAGGCGCUUUGGGUGGCAAAGCAUGGGGGAAUUAGGGAAAUGAUCUGUUGCUGUUGAUCCCAGAGGCGGGAAUUUGCAGCGUCGUGCCAGGCCCCAGGCGCGGAAGAGGGGGAGAGCCAGGCCAGCAGACGUGUGAGUGGAGCUCCCGGCUGGAAUGUACCAGCUCAGCAAGGGAUUGUCCUCCCCGGGCCGGGCAGGCGCUGUGCCGCAAGCUGGAUGCCCGUGACUGCUGCCCAGCCAUGGCGGCAGCCGACAGCCCAUCCGCCACCCUCCGCCACAACGACCUAUGCAACCGGGGUAUCCGCCUGGCUGGAAAGAUGCGCUUGGAUGUCAUCAACCUCCUGGAUGCCUAUGUGGAGCGACAGGGCCUGGAUGCCUCAGCCAGCGUGGCAGCGGUGGAGGGUGUGCCAGUGGCCGCAGUGGAGCGCUGGGAUGAGCAAACAGGGACCCAGCGGCUGUUGGAGAACUUGGCGGCGUACCGGGCAUUCCGGGCACUGCUGGCCCAGAUGCUGGAGGAGCAGCGGGAGCAGCUGGGUGAGGCAGACACGGCCCUGGGCCGCGCGCUGGCAGCCAUCCUGCUCCAGGUUUCGGCCUUCACCUACCACCUCGAGGAGCUGCUGCGGCUGGAGAGCCACGGGCCGCCUGGCGAGGAGGGGGCCGAGUCACCCCCGCCACCCCCUGUCAGCCUCUUUGAGAGGAAGCUGCGUGGCCUGCGCGUGCUGCGGGAGCUGGCCCAGUGGGCACUCAGGUCCACACGGGACCUGCGGCAGCUCGCCAAGGCCAGCCAGGGCAGCGGCUCGGCUCCCAGCCCGCCUGACAGCCCGUGAGGGUAGCUGCAAGGCAGGGGGCUGGGGUCCCACUGGGGUACAGCCAGGGGUCUGCUGGCCCACUCCUGCGGAGGGGCUGUUCCUGGAGUGGGGCAGAUGGGAGGAACCAUGUCACUCACCUCCACAAUGGCCAUGCCACACCCCUUUCCCUGUGGGGAAGCUGAGGCACGGGCCACACUUCACCUUGGCAAAGCACGAAUCCCCAGGUGAGGUGACCUCUAUCGUGGCUCAGGCUCUGCCUGCAGUGGGAUGGGAUUAUCCCCCAGGAAGCAGCUCCGCAGCCCACCCCAGGGCUGGGGACAGUGACUCUCAGCCGGCUGCGGCAGUGCUACCCUUCUCUUUGCAAUCCAGCCGCUGCCUAGCAUGGCCAGUGCUGUCUCUGAGGGAUGGAACCUGCCUCGGGAAUCUUGUGGAGGCAUGGUGGGAGCGAAAGGACAGAGAAAUGCAGCCUGGUGAAAGGAGACUUGGGACUUGCCUCCCGGCUGUGAAAUGCAAGGCCUUGCCUCCUUCACAUGGACUCCUGCCUGCUCCAAUUCUGUGCAUUGUAUCCCUGCUCUGACUGC
Molecule: messenger RNA, 2111 nt
Organism: Cuculus canorus (common cuckoo)
Lineage: Eukaryota; Metazoa; Chordata; Aves; Cuculiformes; Cuculidae
Gene: CNTF
Product: ciliary neurotrophic factor
Exons: 2
Coding region: 961-1548 (195 amino acids)
Biological process (GO): astrocyte activation; ciliary neurotrophic factor-mediated signaling pathway; negative regulation of neuron apoptotic process
Cellular component (GO): axon
Molecular function (GO): cytokine activity; ciliary neurotrophic factor receptor binding; growth factor activity
Source: RefSeq, a predicted model, not a curated record